Messenger RNA from Tricharina praecox, 469 nucleotides. RefSeq lists its product as uncharacterized. The transcript has a single exon. Lineage: Eukaryota; Fungi; Ascomycota; Pezizomycetes; Pezizales; Pyronemataceae. The record is from RefSeq and is a predicted model, not a curated record. The coding region runs from base 145 to 453 and encodes 102 amino acids.
CAAGAAUCAAGAUGUCCAACAGCAAUCUUUUGUGGUGGGUGCGUGCUGAGCUCAUGGCAGCUCACCCGACGACCUUGCCUGGUGGGUGGCUAUCAAGAUGUCCAACAGCCCGUCUAACUUUUGUGGUGGGUGCGUGCCGAGCGCAUGGCAGCUCACACGAUGACCUUUUCUGGUGGGCGGAUGAUGAUGCAGAUGCAGAUACCUACCAGACAUUGGAAAUCUAGUGGCUCGAGUGGUCUCAUUGGCCCUGGGAAACGCCGUCAAGAAAGCCAUACCUGGCGGCGUGGCCGCAGGUUGGCUUCACAGCCAGUCGUGCAUGUCGCGGGAGCUGGAUGUUUUUUGUUUUCUGCGUUGUUUUUGCUUUGUUUUGCUUUGUUUGGAGGUUUCCAGGAAUUAUUAUUGUUGCUGUGUUUUUGUAUUACUAUGAUAAUUACUUCGGUUUACCAUGGGUAGAUUACCUGGAUGUGGG